Molecule: messenger RNA, 787 nt
Organism: Fusarium redolens
Lineage: Eukaryota; Fungi; Ascomycota; Sordariomycetes; Hypocreales; Nectriaceae
Product: cytochrome c oxidase assembly protein PET191-domain-containing protein
Exons: 2
Coding region: 146-544 (132 amino acids)
Biological process (GO): mitochondrial respiratory chain complex IV assembly
Cellular component (GO): mitochondrion
Source: RefSeq, a predicted model, not a curated record
ACUCGCAUCGUCCGUUCUAUUCCCGGCGCACAGUCACCCAAUCAUAUCUCGACCGCAAAACUGCCUUCUGAAGACGCACUAUGGGUUGACCUAAAGGUUACAUGAUCUGAGCCGUGGUGCCGUUGCCAAAGCCUCCCCAACCAAGAUGCCCAGCUCAUGCAAAGAACUGCGCGAAGCACUCGCGCAGUGUCUCCAAGAAUCCGAGUGUGUCAUGGUCGAGCGCAACAGCGCCGCCGACUGCCUCCGCGAGCCUCUCGUCAACACCCUCCCCCUCAAGUGCCGACAGCUGAAGAAGGGCUUCGGCGAGUGCAAGCGUGGUAUGGUGGAUAUGCGUAAAAGAUUUCGCGGCAACAUGCCCGUGGCAUACCGUACGAUGGAACAGGCCGAGGAGGGUCAAGGAUACCAACUCUACGCCGGACGGCCGGCAUUUGCGGGCGGUGUCAAGAAGACAGACGGAAACGAGCCCAUUCCUCAAGAUUGGAGAGAAGUCGAGAAUGAGAAGUGGAAGGCAGAGCAGGCAGCCAUAGAGCAGCAGAAGAAGUGAGAUUGAGGUCGUUACCUGACUGGACCAAUCUUUUCGAUAUGGGCUAUGCGUGGUACGGCAACCACUACUUGUGCCAGUAUUGAUACCACCAUCUUCCUGCUUGCCUAAACGCCGAAGACGAUAGAAGGCAAUGCUGAGGUUGGCCUGAACCGACUGAGCUGAAACGAUUCGACAUAACGAAUUUGACGGGCGAAGACUUUUUCAUAUAUUAAAAAAGAAGAAGAAAAGAAAAGAAAAGAAAAG